Molecule: messenger RNA, 972 nt
Organism: Alosa alosa (allis shad)
Lineage: Eukaryota; Metazoa; Chordata; Actinopteri; Clupeiformes; Clupeidae
Product: hydroxycarboxylic acid receptor 3-like
Exons: 1
Coding region: 1-972 (323 amino acids)
Biological process (GO): G protein-coupled receptor signaling pathway
Cellular component (GO): membrane
Molecular function (GO): G protein-coupled receptor activity
Source: RefSeq, a predicted model, not a curated record
AUGUGUGCAUAUGUUAAUAGAGAACAGGUUCUAGUGCAAGUUCUACCUCCGUUUCUCAUUUUGGAGUUUGUGUUUGGCGUCGUGGGCAAUGGCUUGGCCCUCUGGAUCUUCUACCACAUCAGGCCCUGGCGGAGCAGCACGGUAUUCCUCUUCAACCUGGCCCUGGCCGACUUCCUGCUCAACAUGGCCCUACCCAUGCGCGCCAGCUACUACCUCUCUGGCAUAGACUGGAAGUUUGGGGAUCCUCUCUGCCGCGUCUCGCUCUUCAUGCUGGCCAUGAACCGCGGCAGCAGCAUCAUCUUCCUCACGGUCAUCGCUGUGGACCGCUACGUGCGGGUGGUGCACCCUCACCACUCGCUCAACUCCAUGACGCUGGCGAAGGCGGCGUGCGUGGCGGUGCUUCUCUGGAUCAUCACCAUCGCACUCAACAUCUCGAUCCUCACCGAGUCCAAACUCACUCACACAAAUGUCACGACAAAGUGUGAAAGCUUCGGCAAUGAGAACAAGUACCACAACGUGGUUUUCUUUGUGAUAUUUCUCAUCUCGCUGAGCGUCAUCAUUUUCUGCACAACUCACACCUAUGGCCAGCUGCGCAGGAGACGUAUGGACCGAAACACGAGGAUAAGGCGCAUCAUGCGGAGUCUCACUCUGGUCAUGGUAAUGUUCACCAUUUGCUUUUUGCCCUGCAACAUCACACGGGUCCUGAUCUGGCUGAGAAAUGCACAGCCUGCUGACUAUGAGGGCAUCGAGUCUCUUGAGAUGGCCUUUUAUAUCACCAUUAGCUUGACUUAUCUCAACAGUAUGCUGGAUCCUGUACUCUACUAUUUCUCUAGUCCCCCUUUUCAAAAGACCCUCAAUGAGAUGGUGACCAACCUCAUGCAGAGAAGAAGAAAAACACUCCAGCAGGACCAGAGGACUGAAAUAAAUGGACUAUUUACUGCACUACUGGAUUUAUUGCAUUUGAAGAUAUGA